UAUGAAGAAUUUUUUAAGAUAAACAUUAUGUGGACAUGAUUACUAAGCCAAACCCAAAGUUCAACAAAGGGUAAAGAGGAAAAAGCAGUAUCUACACUGUGAAGCAACAUGUCCCAUUUUAACUUUGAGAAUGAACUGAACAGUGUCUUAAGGAUGGAUGGGCCCAUAACAAAAGGACCAAGUAUGAGAUUUGAGAGGAAGACAGAUUGUAAUCAGUCUGUCAACAGUUCCCUCAACAUCAGCACAACAGCAAAAACUCCCAUGAAGAAUCUCAACCGAUCCACCAACAAUCCAAAGACACCAUCUAAUGCAAAGACACCAAAAUCUACAAGUAAAACAAGGACACCAGGAGGAUCCAAAGCUCCCAAAACACCCAGUGGUGGAGACAGAUUUAUACCAAAUCGCAGUGCUACCCAGUUUGAAUUGGGACACUUUAAAUUAACUUCAGACAGUGCUAGUACAAGUGAAGCAGACAAUCUGUUGAGUCCUUCACAGAAGGAGUAUCAGAAAAUAAUGAGUGAAAACCUAAAUGGAGCAGACAUCUCAAAUAACAAAAUCAUAUCGUACAAGACUAAAGCUCCAGGUGCACCAGAAGGAUAUCACAACAACCUUCGGGUCUUGUAUAGUUCAUGCAAAACACCUGCUGGUUCGAUGAAGAAAACCAUGCGUCAUAUUCCUCAAGUGCCAGAGCGCAUCCUUGAUGCUCCAGACAUCCUUGAUGAUUAUUACCUGAACCUGCUUGACUGGUCAUGUAACAAUCUCCUGGCUGUGUGUCUGGGUGGGAGUGUGUACCUCUGGAAUGCAGCCACAGGAGAGAUUGACCAGCUGUUACAGAUGGAGAGCUCAGACCAGUAUGUUGGUGCAGUGUCCUGGAUCAAGGAGGGCAACUAUCUGGCUGUAGGAACCAGCAAUGGGGAAGUGCAAUUAUGGGAUGUCGCGGCAAAGAAAAGGCUACGCAACAUGGCAGGCCAUGCCAACAGAGUUGGGGCUCUGUCAUGGAAUUCCUAUAUUCUGAGCAGCGGUUCACGGAGUGGAGCCAUUCACCAUCAUGAUGUGAGGGUGGCAGAUCAUCAUGUCGGCACACUCCUGGGGCACACCCAGGAGCUGUGUGGCCUGAAGUGGUCCCCUGAUGGGAAGUUCCUUGCCAGUGGAGGGAAUGACAAUCUCUUAAACAUUUGGGGGGCCCAGCAGGGUAGUCCCCUCACUGACACAUCACCAAUGUUUACAUUUUCACAACAUCAAGCUGCAGUCAAGGCCUUGGCCUGGUGUCCCUGGCAGCCUCACUUAUUGGCCAGUGGGGGUGGCACUGCAGACCGUCACAUCCGAUUCUGGAACUGUAGCACAGGAACAUGUGUAGACAGUGUAGACACAAAGUCACAGGUGUGUGCUCUGCUAUGGUCAAAAAAUUACAAAGAGUUAAUAUCUAGUCAUGGAUUUGCUCUAAAUCAGCUGACCAUCUGGAAAUAUCCUACAAUGACCAAAGUGUCGGAGUUAUCAGGUCACACUGCUCGCGUUUUACACAUGGCUAUGUCGCCUGAUGGACAGACAGUGGUAUCAGCUGGAGCUGACGAGACGCUCAGAAUCUGGAAAUGUUUCACACUUGAUGAACAGAAAAAAGCAGCACAGAAAUCUGCUGUCAGCAAAGACAAAAAGAGUGUGUUCUCCAUGACGUCGAUAAGGUAGCUGUGACCCCUCGCACAGAGUAUGAGGGUGUGUAGAAGGAAGGGAUCCCUCAGGAGUAUCAGAGAUCUUAAAUUGUGUUCAGUGUGAUACUGUAUUUUGCAAUAUACAUAUAUAUAUAAUGAUAUUACUAUUCAGUUUUAUUCAAUUCAAAAGCAUUAAUAGACUGAGAAUGUGUUAAAAAUAGCUACCCCAGGUACACAUGAUCAUAACUGAAAUUGAAGAGUUCUUCAUCAGUAAACAUUUGUACAACCAUCAUGACCAAUAUAUUAAAUCCCUUUGGCAAUAUGUUUUAAAAAAUGUGUAAAUUGAUACUGUUGUGUAGACAGAAGUGACAGCAUAUUUUUUUGUUAAAUAACAUAUUUAUUUCAUGAGGGGGAUGGGUAUGCAAAAGAAAGUUAUCUUUCUUGCGAAAUAAAUAUUUAUUCAACAAAGAAACUUUUAAUGAAUUGUUAUUACCGGUACACUUCAUUGUCAAUUUAUGCAUAUUUUCUUUGUUCUUUGAAUCCAAAUCAUUUUAUUAUUUUAAACUGAGAAAAUAUGUAUUUUUAUCUCAGUUGUGAGAACUUAAUUGAAAAGGACACGUUAAAUAUUUACUGUAUGUGUUAAUGCCUGAAUUGUUUGGAUUUGUUUUUUUCUGGAGUCUAUUAAGGUAUCUCACGUGUGUCCCCCUUUUUUUUUUGCCUCUUGGGAGGUACCAUUGUUUACCUUCCAUUUGACAUACUUGGCUGCACAAUUGUUCAGGAGAGAGGUUGUUAAAAUAUUUUACAGAGUUAGAUAAACUUGUAUUUAUUGUAUUAAAUACCAGCUUUGUUACUUUUGAACAAUAAAGUUUAAAAACACA
This is a messenger RNA of Saccostrea echinata, 2524 nucleotides long. RefSeq names its product cell division cycle protein 20 homolog. The record is from RefSeq and is a predicted model, not a curated record. Gene Ontology annotation, biological process: positive regulation of ubiquitin protein ligase activity; anaphase-promoting complex-dependent catabolic process; positive regulation of anaphase-promoting complex-dependent catabolic process. Gene Ontology annotation, cellular component: anaphase-promoting complex. The coding region runs from base 109 to 1683 and encodes 524 amino acids. Gene Ontology annotation, molecular function: anaphase-promoting complex binding; ubiquitin ligase activator activity; protein binding. The transcript has 10 exons. NCBI's taxonomy places the organism in Eukaryota, Metazoa, Mollusca, Bivalvia, Ostreida, Ostreidae.